Molecule: messenger RNA, 1074 nt
Organism: Ricinus communis (castor bean)
Lineage: Eukaryota; Viridiplantae; Streptophyta; Magnoliopsida; Malpighiales; Euphorbiaceae
Product: putative expansin-B2
Exons: 3
Coding region: 60-878 (272 amino acids)
Biological process (GO): sexual reproduction
Cellular component (GO): extracellular region
Source: RefSeq, a predicted model, not a curated record
GAACCAAAACUACAUUGGCCAUAUUCCAAACCAUAGAGGGGCUAAAGCAGUUAGUAAUAAUGGCUAUUAUCCUUCAGAAUUCAAUCCUUGUCUCUGUUCUUGCACUUGUCUUUUUGUUCAACUCCUGCUACUGUUUCAAACACAAGUCUUUCAAUGUUUCAAGGACUCAGUCCGGCGAUUCUGGUUGGGCACCGGCUGGUGCAACUUGGUAUGGCAGUCCCACUGGUGCUGGAAGUGAUGGUGGAGCUUGUGGGUAUCAAAAUGCAGUAGAUCAACCUCCAUUCUCUUCAAUGAUAGCAGCAGGAGGUCCUUCUCUAUACAAGUCAGGUAAAGGAUGUGGAGCCUGUUAUCAGGUGAAAUGCACGUCACAUUCUGCAUGCUCAGGGAAACCAGCGACAGUAGUUAUAACAGAUGAGUGCCCAGGAGGACCCUGUACAGCAGAAUCAGUUCAUUUUGAUCUGAGUGGUACUGCUUUUGGAGCUAUGGCCAUUUCUGGCGGUGCUGAUCAACUGCGUAACGCCGGAGUCUUGCAGAUUCGAUAUAGAAGAGUUCAGUGCAAUUAUCCAGGGAGAAGUGUGGUCUUCCACGUGGACUCUGGGUCAAACCCCUACUAUUUUGCAACCCUAGUUGAGUACGAAGAUGGAGAUGGUGAGCUUCGUUCGGUGGAGCUAAAACAGGCUUUGGACAAAGAAGACUCAUGGGCUCCCAUGCAACAAUCAUGGGGUGCGGUUUGGCGACUUAACUCAGGCUCAGUUCUACGUGGUCCAUUGUCUCUCAGGCUAACCUCGCUCGAGUCCGGCAAGACCAUUGUAGCAAGUGGUGUAAUUCCUGCCGAUUGGCAGCCUGGAAAGACUUACCGAUCAGUUGUCAAUUUCUAAUGUAACUCGAUAUACUGCAUUUGUUAGCUUGUAUGAAUGUAGCUGUUGCCUGCUCGUUGAUGUUUAAUUUCCAUGGAGCAGACUUUGUUAAGAUUAGAGUCCACAUGGAAUUCUAAAAGCAUCUGUAUGCAUAUGAAUGGAUAUCCUACUAUAUACUAUAAAAUAUUUCUUGCCAAAAUCUGCAAUUCUCUUUUAA